Molecule: messenger RNA, 2523 nt
Organism: Mycena citricolor
Lineage: Eukaryota; Fungi; Basidiomycota; Agaricomycetes; Agaricales; Mycenaceae
Source: the annotation of a GenBank genome assembly
CCGCAAGCACUUCGCAGAGCGACCAAUACUACCACCAUAGACAUGGAAGCAAUUCGCCGCCGUAUGGCUGAGAAUCCGGAUCUCUUCCCUGGCAUGCCCGCCCCAACACGAGCGACCCCACCCAUCUCGAUCAUGACCGUCUCUUCCACCAGCUCAACCUCGGCAGCAAGCUCCGGUCCGUCGCACCCAGUCGCGCGCGUGGGAAGUGGCUCGCGCCGCGCGGUUGUGAUCUCGUCUGAUGAGGAGGACGAGCCAGCAGCACCAGCAAGCAAACCGGCAAAGCCGAUACUUAAAGAUCUGAACAAGAACUUCGACGGCACUCGCCCGAACGACGACGGACAAGGCAUGGGCCACACGCAUUCUCAGCAACAACACCGCUUCGGGGUCAAGUCCUCUGGCGCGUACCGCCCAGACGCACCCGUCCGCAUGCCUGUUCCCCAGCCGUACCAGCAUGGGCCACCGAUCCGGGAGGACGACGGGGACGACGAGCACGUGCGCGUGCCUGACUUCGAGGGUGAGCCGGGCUUCAUGGACUCGCUGAGCCCGGACCAGGCGGAGAAGGCCCUGCGCGACUUGAUGGCGUCGGACACGAAUGCCGACGAGGAAACGGAGAUCGACAUGUCUGAGGCGGUUGUGCCCGGCUUCCGGGAUAACAUCAGACUGCUGCCGCAUCAGGUGCUUGGACGCGCGUGGAUGCGCGACCGCGAAGACCCGAGCAAGAAGCGAUUUGGAGGGAUUCUGGCUGAUGAUAUGGGGUUGGGAAAGACCAUUCAAUGUUUGACCCGCGUCGUUGGGAACCGUCCUAGGAAGAAGGACAGAGACGAAGGGUGGCACGCACCGACCUUGGUUGUUUGCCCACUGGCACUCGUUGCUCAGUGGGAAGAAGAGGCAAAUAAGAUGGCUGAGGGGCUCGUCAUCGUCAAGCACCAGGGCCCCAGCCGAAGCAAGAAUGCCCAAUCACUGGCCCGCGCGCACAUCGUUGUGACGACGUAUGAUACAGUGAGAUCCGAGCACGCUGCGUUUGCGUCUACGGCCAAGGACGAGACGAAAGCUACUGUAACCAAGACGAAGAAGGCAGCCUCGGAUGACGACUCGGACAGCGAUGCGGAACAUUUUGGACGGACCGUUGCGAAGAAGGGCAAAGCUUCGGCGGGUUCGAAGCCGAAGGCCAAGGUGCAUCCGCUGUUCGAGAUCAAGUGGUGGAGGAUUGUGCUUGACGAGGCACACAAUAUCAAGAACCGCAACACCAAAAACUCAAUCGCGUGUUGUGCGCUGCAAGGCAAAUUUCGCUGGUGCUUGACUGGCACACCUAUGCAAAACAGUGUCGACGAGCUUUUCAGCCUGUUGAAGUUUCUCCGCAUCAAACCACUGAACGAAUGGGAGCGCUUCAACCUGCAGAUCGCGAAACCCGUCAAGAGCGGGAAGGGGGCCGGCCGUGCGAUGAAACGGUUGCAGGUUGUAUUGAAGCAGAUCAUGCUACGAAGGACCAAGAACCAGCAGCUGAACGGCAAGGCUCUCGUCGAUCUUCCAUCGCGGACCAUCAACGUCAUUUCUUGCGCUUUUGAUCCCUCUGAGCAGGCGUUCUAUUCUGCGCUUGAGGUGAAGAUGGAGGACACGAUGAACAAGCUGAUGAAGGAGAGUGAGGCCAAAGGUGGAAGUGCCUACAUCAGUGUCUUGUUGUUGCUGCUGCGUUUGCGACAAGCUUGCAACCACCCGUGCCUGGUGUCGAAGGACUACAAAACUGACCUUGAUGCCGUUGAGCCGCGGGCCAAGAAAACGGCGAGCUCAGACAGCCCAAGUGAGGUGGACGGGGACGAUCUUGUUGCCGCUUUUGGUGCUUUGAAUGUGGCUACACGCACGUGUCAAGUAUGCAUGACAGAGAUGGACGCCAGGAGCAUGGCCGCUGGCGAAGCGUUCUGCAUCAGCUGUGCCUCGCUGGCCCUCCAAGCGAGGAUGGAAGACCGGGACCGCAACUCAUCGGCCAAGAUCCGCAUGGUGCUCAAGCUGCUCCGCGACAUUCACUCUCGAUCAGACGGUGUCGAAAAGACCAUCAUUUUUUCUCAGUUCACCACCAUGCUCGAUCUGUUGGAGCCGUUCUUGUAUGAGGCGGGGACUCUAGAUGACGGAUCAAUGAAGCCUGUGGACCGUGAGGCUGCGUUGGAGAAGAUCAAAAAGAGCGAGAGCGUCAAGGUCAUCCUUAUCUCGUUCAAGGCCGGGAGCACUGGGCUCAACCUGACUGCCUGUAACAACGUUAUUCUGGUCGAUCUGUGGUGGAAUCCUGCUCUCGAGGAUCAAGCAUUUGACCGAUCUCACCGUGUUGGCCAAACCCGUCCGGUAAAUAUUUACAAGCUGAAGAUUGAUGACACCGUCGAAGACCGUAUUCUCGACUUGCAGGAAAAGAAACGGUUGCUGGCCAAGGCUGCAUUGAGCGGAGACAAGAUCAAGAACAUGAAGCUGGGCAUGGACGACCUGCUUGCUCUGUUCAAGCCCGGGGCUCGGGACGACGACGACGACGACGACUGA